Ahaetulla prasina is the source of this 2390-nucleotide messenger RNA. RefSeq names its product MEF2 activating motif and SAP domain containing transcriptional regulator (gene MAMSTR). The transcript has 9 exons. Lineage: Eukaryota; Metazoa; Chordata; Lepidosauria; Squamata; Colubridae. The record is from RefSeq and is a predicted model, not a curated record. Bases 1 to 1737 code for a protein of 578 amino acids.
AUGAAUGAUGACCCGUUGCAGGGACAUGCAGCCCAUUGUAGAACCCCUGAGUCCUUCAACUUUGAAGAAGAUCUUAGUAGUUCCUCUUCCUCCUCCUCCCCAUGUUUUGCAUUGUCUCCAGGAAGUGGCCAAGGAAAUCCUUCCACUUCAGAAGCAGUUUUUCAACUGGACCUGCCCCCAGUCCUGGUAGAUCAACAGCCUGCUGUCACUUCAUCUACCUCUGAUGCUGAGUUCUCUCUCCAAGGGGGAAACCUCCUCAAGCCCACAAUUUCACUCCCGAAGGCCUUACACAAAGUUCCUGAGGCCAGAAAGGCACCUCGACCCAAAAAGGCCAAGGAGCCCCGGCCCAAAGUCAAGAAGCUGAAGUACCACCAGUACAUGCCUCCCGAUCAGAAGGGGGAGCAGACUCCCUUGCCCAUGGACGCCGCCUACGCUCACCUCCUGCAGCAACAGCAGGUUUUUCUGCAGCUCCAGAUCUUGAAUCAGCAGCAGCAGCCCAUGCCCACCUCCCCAGCAACCUUCUGCGUUCAGGCUCUCCACGCCGUUCCCGCCAGCACUGCCUCAGAGCAAAUUCUGAAUUUCCCUGGGACUCCGGCUCCCACAAGUGGGCCUCCAACGCUCCCUCUUCCUUCUCCAGCCACCCCAAUCUCCUCUUUGCCACCAAAACCGGAACUCUUACCUGCCAACUUAGAAGAACUCACGGUCUCCGAACUCCGCCAGCAGCUCCGUAAAAGGGGCCUUCCUGUUUCGGGCACCAAGCCAGCUCUGCUGGAACGUCUCAAGCCUUACCAGGUGGCCCGGGUGAAGCCCCCACCUGUGCCACUCCCCAGCACCCGCCUAGCACCUUCUGAGUUAGAAGAAGAACCCCAGGCCCUGCAGGAGAAGCAGCGGGUGGUGGAGAAUUUGGCACUAAAGCUCCAUCAAGAGCUGAAGCAUCACGACAGCGACCCACGCGAGGAGCUGGAACUGCACAAGCAGAUCAAGAAUCGCCGGAAGGGAGCACUGCAGUCACCUGGCCGGCAGGAGGUUCCGCCCCCUCCGUACAUCCCCAAGAGAGAGUGCACCAAGGAGGGAGGGGCCCCCGAAGACAGGUUCAUGGUUUUAUGCCCCACCACGUGUGAGCCAAUCCAUUCUGAUAUGGAGCUGCCCCUCGAGAUUACAGCCAGCCCUCCUGAUCCAGCCCCAGCCAGCCGCUCCCUUGAGGAAGAACUGCAAGAGGCCAUUCAAAAGGCUCAGCUGGUGCCAAGCCAAUCCAUUGAAGAGAUUUUAGAGGAACCACUGAUGUGUACAGAUGACAUUCUACAAGCACCUGUCUUGACCCCAGAGGUUUCUGAUCAAGUUUCCUUGUCCCCAUUGGUCCACCAAGAAGCAUCACCACCCAAGAAAUCCUGCUCCAGCAAUGAGCCACCAUUGGUGCCUUCUGCCAUCUUUGAUUUUCCGGGACCCUACGAUUUCCUUUCAACAGCCUCCUCUUCAUCUGCAUCACUGGAUUCUCUGUCCUCUGUUUUCUCCCCUGACUCUCUGGAGAUGCCACCAUCUCCUCCAGAUAUCUGGCAAGGAAGUGGGACCCGUGCUGGAUUUGACCCUGUUGAUUGGCUAGAAGCCUUGACCUCGGGUUCAGCAUCAGGUCUCGGCUCUGCCAGUCCGGUUGGUAGCAGCAUCUUCUGUACAGACCUUUUUGAUUCUUCUGACUUGGGUGUCAAUCACAUGAUAGACCUAAUGGUGGAGCAGUGGUAGUAAGGGCACCAACCACAGUCUGGUCCCCAACGCUUGAUGGAAAAGGGGAAGGGUCUUCUUUUUAUCCUAAAAGGUCAUCAUGGCACUAGAAUCCAGCUAGAUUGGGCAAUAAUACUAACAUCAAGCUUCAUUGUACAUGGUCUUCUUUCUGCUAAUGACAUGUCCAAUUGCUCCCUUGGAAGAAUGAAGCCAUUAUUAUCUGGAUGGUGUCAGUCUGUACUCAUCUUGGAUGGCCAGACAUGUCAGAAAUCCUGGCAUUCACUUUGGAGAGAUAAAACCAGGGAUGAAAUCUAAAAAUUUUCCCUACCGGUUCUGUGGGCAUGGCUUAAUUGGUGGGCAUGGCUUGGUGGGCGUGGCCAAUAACAAUAAAUAAUAAAAAUAAUAAACAAAGUAUAAAAAAACAAUAAGAGGUACCAAAAACCACUUUACACACACACAACACAACACAACUGACUCAUACACAAUGUAAAAGCAGCUGCACUUCACACUUCACAUAGCCACAAAAAGCUCAAAAACCAACUUUCAUACUUUACACACACACAACACAAUACAACACAACUGACUCACACACAAUGUAAAAGCAGCUGCACUUCACACUUCACACAGCCACAAAAAGCUCAAAAACCAACUUUCACACUUUACACACACACAAC